Messenger RNA from Drosophila nasuta, 1622 nucleotides. Its product is annotated as putative cytochrome P450 6w1. The transcript has 3 exons. Bases 20 to 1546 code for a protein of 508 amino acids. Gene Ontology annotation, biological process: response to DDT; insecticide catabolic process. The record is from RefSeq and is a predicted model, not a curated record. Lineage: Eukaryota; Metazoa; Arthropoda; Insecta; Diptera; Drosophilidae. Gene Ontology annotation, molecular function: heme binding; oxidoreductase activity, acting on paired donors, with incorporation or reduction of molecular oxygen; iron ion binding.
AGUGCAAUCCAGAACUCAGAUGUAUACUGAAAUCAUUUUACUCAUCGCCAGUUUGGCUCUUGCCUUCUAUCUUUGGCAGAAAAGAGUUCACAGCUAUUGGAGUCGCCAUGGCAUUAAGUCUAUAAAGCCUACACUAAUCUUUGGAAACUUUCGCAGUUUUCUGACGGGAAAAGUGCCAUAUUUCGAGCAAAUUAGUAUGCUGUAUAAUACACCUGGAUUCGAGGAGGAACCUUUGAUUGGUGUUUAUUUGCUAAAAGGACCGGGCAUAAUAAUUCGUGAUCUUGAUCUAAUUAAGACCGUAAUGAUCAAGAAAUUCAACUUUUUUGUGAACCGAGUUAUAAGAACUGAUCCAAUUCACGAUGCUCUUGGCUAUAAUAACUUAUUCUUUGUGCGUAAUUCGGACUGGAAGAAUGUCAGGAGUAAAAUAUCACCGGUGUUUACAAGCGGCAAGAUCAAGCAAAUGUAUCCGCUGAUGGUGGAAAUUGGCAAAGAUCUGGAACAGAUCUUGGCGAGUUUGCCUGUUGACUCUAUAGUAUGCAUCAAGGAUAUUUGCUCCCGAUUUACCACUGACUUAAUAGCGACUAUUGCUUUUGGGAUCAAAGCCAAUGCUCUGAAGGACACAAAUAGCGAGUUCUUCAAAGUGAAUACAGAGUUCUUUAAUUUCGACUUGUCGCGAGUUUUGGACAGUUUCAUAAUUUUCUUGUUUCCCACAUUGGCUUCUCUGGCACGAGUCAAAACAUUUUCGAAGCGAACAAGAGACUUCUUUAUGAAUACUAUUUCGUAUGUUCUUUCGGAGCGUGAGAAAUCUGGAGUACAACGCAAUGAUCUAAUUGAUGUCCUAUUGGCUAUGAAACGCGAAGCAGCUGCUCACCCAGAAAAUGAUAAAAAUAAAACUGAGGAUUUGUCUUAUUUGGUGGCCCAUGCUGCUACCUUCCAGACAGCGGGCUUUGAGACAAGCUCUUCGACUAUGACGAUGACUCUUUUUGAAUUGGCACGCAAUACUGACAUACAAAAGCGUCUUCGCCGAGAGAUAAGUGAUUAUUUUGCAGACGAGGAUUUCAUUAGCUACGAAAGAAUCCAGGAAAUGCCUUACCUCACACAGGUGGUAAAUGAAACCCUGCGAAAAUAUCCUAUUGCAGGGUUUAGUGAACGAGAAUGUACCCAACCGGAGACGGGAGAAAAGUUUACUCUGAAGCCCUACUAUGAUCUGGAGGUGCCAAACGGUAUGCCCUUUUAUGUUUCCACUCUGGGAAUACAUCGGGAUGAAAAGUAUUGGCCAGACCCUAUGAAAUAUGAUCCAGAUCGUUUCGCCCCAGAAAACCGUGAUAAGAUCAACAUGGAUGCCUAUAUGCCUUUUGGUAUCGGUCCCCGCAACUGCAUUGGCAUGAGGCUUGGACUUUUGCAGGCUAAACUAGGUCUGGUUCACUUGUUGCGUAAUCAUAGUGUCGCCAAGUGUGGUAAAACCGUGGACUCCUUUAAUUAUGCAUCUAAUACUCCUGUUAUGAGUCCUGAUGUGGACAUCUAUUUGCAAUUGCAAAAGGAUUAAGACAGAUUAGACUGGUAGAAGAAGUCUACUUUAAUAAAUUUAACUAUAAGAAGCAUUCAAAGAUAUAUGUAUUUUU